This is a messenger RNA of Lodderomyces pseudojiufengensis, 1587 nucleotides long. Its product is annotated as glycosyltransferase family 15 protein. Gene Ontology annotation, cellular component: membrane; Golgi apparatus. Lineage: Eukaryota; Fungi; Ascomycota; Pichiomycetes; Serinales; Debaryomycetaceae. Gene Ontology annotation, molecular function: alpha-1,2-mannosyltransferase activity. Bases 1 to 1587 code for a protein of 528 amino acids. The transcript has a single exon. Gene Ontology annotation, biological process: cell wall mannoprotein biosynthetic process; protein N-linked glycosylation. The record is from RefSeq and is a predicted model, not a curated record.
AUGGUGCAUUGUUUUAAAUUAAGACAAUUUUCACCUCAGAAAUUAAAAAGAUCAAAUGUAUUUCUACUAUCGGCAUUUACGGUUUUCAUAAUUUUCAUUUAUAUCAAUAGUGAAUUAAUACUACCGAACACUGACCCAUUUUGGUUAAAUUAUAAGAUCAAAAAAGAACCAAAAUAUAUCAAGGAACUGAAACUUUUAAGUGACUCGAAAUUACAUACAAAUAUUGAUUCACCAUUUAUUUAUGGUUGUUCUACACCAAACCCCCAAGAAAAAGCUAAUGCGGCUUUUGUAAUGUUAUGUCGAAAUUCUGAAGUAGAAAAAGUUGUAUCAAGUAUACGAUCUAUGGAAAGACAUUUUAAUCAAUGGUUUAAAUAUCCUUGGAUUUUUUUAAAUAAUGAAGAAUUCACAUUGGAAUUUCAAAAUGAAAUUAAAAAGCAUACAUCAGAUGCGAAAUUUGGGAAAAUAGAUAUGAAAGACUGGGAUUUCAAUCCAGAUAUAGAUAAGGAUGAAUUUCAUGAAUGGAUAGAAUCACAAGGAGAUAGAGAAAUAUUAUAUGGGAAUUUAAAAAGUUAUCAUAAAAUGUGUCGAUUUUAUGCUGGACAAUUUUUUCUACAUCCGUUAGUAACAAAAUUAGAUUGGUAUUGGAGAGUUGAACCUGAUGUUGAAUUUUAUUGCGAUUUAACUUAUGAUCCAUUUUUAGAAAUGGAAAAAAAUGGGAAAAAAUAUGGAUUUAAUGUGAUGUUAGCAGAUUUAUAUUAUUCUAUUCCUGGUUUAUUUAGAUAUGUUUCAUCAUAUAUCAAGAAAAAUGAUAUUAAAGUUAAAAGUGCCUGGAAAUUAUUUACACUCAAUUCAAAUUUUAUAACUGGUGGUUCAAAACAAGAUCGAAAAAAUCUAGAUGGAAUUCAUGAUGGUCAUGAAAUAUUAUAUGAAAUUCAAGAUCAAUUAUAUGUUAAAAAAUUAAUUCAUGAAAUAAAAAAUAAAGAUGAAAAAAUGUUUAAAAAUAAUUUUCAAAUAUUUGACAAAAUAUUUGCAAUUAGUAAAAAAAUGCCAAAUUUAUAUGAGGAUAGAAUAAAUAAUGAAGAUUAUAAUUUAUGUCAUUUUUGGUCUAAUUUUGAAAUUGCUAGAGUUGAUUUAUUUAAAUCAAAAGAAUAUCAAGAUUUUUUCAAGUAUUUGGAUGAAAGUGGUGGAUUUUAUAAAGAAAGAUGGGGUGAUGCACCAGUUCAUUCUUUAGCUAUCGGAAUGCUUUUAGAUUUAAAUGAAAUUCAUUAUUUCAGAGAUAUUGGAUACAGACAUGAUGUUUUUUCCCAUUGUCCUUCAAACGCAGUUGGAAAGCAAUUACCAUAUACAGGUGAUUCAUUUAUAAGACCUGAUAAACCAAAAUUUAACGGAGUAGGAUGUAGAUGUCAAUGUCCUAAAACUUACGAUGAGAUUGAAAAUUCAGAUUGUAUGAGAAAAUGGGAAAAAUUUAUACAAGAUGAUUAUAGAGACAAUGAUGUAAUAGAUGUUGAUAGAUGGACAAAGCGAAUUGAUAGAAAGAUUAAGCAUCAUUUGAGAGCUGGGGGUAAAGUUGGUGACAAUUUAGUGUAG